CGGAACGCUCGGCCAGUCGCGUACGCUUCGUUUGACCGAAAGCGAACAUGUGGCCCACGUGCCCUCUCGUUCGACCGAAAGCUUCUUUCCUUUCUCUUUUCCCUUCCUUAUCUCUUCACCGCUCAUUCCUGGCCACACAACUCUGGUGUUCCCACGCUCUGUCCUCUCUCUUCCACCUCGCCGCAUAACUCGGUUCCAUGGCCUUCUCCUUUCAAGCUGCUGCACUGCUACUCCUUCCCGCAUCUGACGGUGCCGCGCUGAUGGGCAAGCUACAGCCAGCUGCUACCGGAGCUUCAACCACUGGUGGCGGAGCUGCAACUCGCGGGGCCCGUCGGUGCUGGAGCCAGAUGGUGGCGAGCUUGAACGGGCGCCCCGUUUUGCUGCAACCGGACAUCCUAGAGCUGGAACCGUUGCCCUCCGUUGCCUCAACCGGAGAAAGUCUUCACGUCGUGGAGACGGACGGGUGGGCUGUGAGAUUUUUGCUGGAACCACUACUAAGAUUUGCUGGAACCGCCAAAUCAUUUUGCUUCAACCAAGUACUCGAGGUUUUUGUGGUGGCAGUCAUGGCGAGCGCGGUGGCAUGUGUGGCCGGCGAUGACAGCGCUACCAUGGCUGCAACGGCGACGACGGAAAAGCUGCUACUGGCGACUUGUUUUUUGCUGCGAGUAGGAAAUCUCUACCAGCGGGGAUGGAGAGCUAAUGUGAACGGGACUGCCGGAGGGUUGCGACAGCGGAGAUGGUGGCCGGCGAUGGUGGAAGACGGAGACACUUGCAGCCGGCGUAAUAGUUGA
Triticum dicoccoides is the source of this 791-nucleotide messenger RNA. RefSeq lists its product as uncharacterized. The coding region runs from base 198 to 791 and encodes 197 amino acids. NCBI's taxonomy places the organism in Eukaryota, Viridiplantae, Streptophyta, Magnoliopsida, Poales, Poaceae. The record is from RefSeq and is a predicted model, not a curated record. The transcript is spliced from 2 exons.